AUGCUAGAGAAAACAUGCGCGGGUCCUGGAGAGAGGGCGUUACGCCCACUGGGUUCUGACUGCGUUGCUCCUUACCGUCAUGUCGACAGGGUCAGGGGACCCAGCGGGCACGGUCAUUGGGCAGUGGUGUCAGGAACGUGGAGAAGUCCCGCGAGCGCUAUGACGUCAGCCGACCAGGAGUUUCCUGUGGCGUCGAUCUUGUUAGAGACAGAAUUCCCCCGACACUUCGAGAAGAUUGUCCCGUCAUGCACGGAUCUGCUCAUUCCCCACCGGUUGAUCGCUCUGCAGGGCCGUUCGCCGCAAUCUUAUGGUUGCCGACGCCACUGCAGGGUGCAUCAUCCAAAGUGCCUCGAUGGGGCAAUCCGAUCCAGGAGUGGCGACAUGUAA
This is a messenger RNA of Penicillium lagena, 387 nucleotides long. RefSeq lists its product as uncharacterized. The transcript has a single exon. Lineage: Eukaryota; Fungi; Ascomycota; Eurotiomycetes; Eurotiales; Aspergillaceae. The coding region runs from base 1 to 387 and encodes 128 amino acids. The record is from RefSeq and is a predicted model, not a curated record.